Molecule: messenger RNA, 1338 nt
Organism: Cladophialophora immunda
Lineage: Eukaryota; Fungi; Ascomycota; Eurotiomycetes; Chaetothyriales; Herpotrichiellaceae
Exons: 3
Coding region: 1-1134 (377 amino acids)
Molecular function (GO): dioxygenase activity
Source: RefSeq, a predicted model, not a curated record
AUGGCGCCAUCUGCCAUUGAAACCGAAUCGCCGGCACAGCCAGCCAAGCAGCUUUUGAUCAAGCCUUGGAAUCGGCCACAGUAUACGAAAGAGGAGCUUGAUUGGGCUCCGCUUACUACCAUCGACCUAUCCCGUUUUGAUGAGGCAGGGGGCAAACAAGAGUUGGCCAAACAACUUUAUGAUGCUGUCACUCGAGUCGGCUUCUGGACUGUGGUCAAUACGGGCAUCGACGAUAGUAAGGUGCUCCGCCAAUUCAGUAUCGGCAACACCUUCUUCAAGGAACCGAUCGAAGAAAAGCGCUUCUUCCCGUGCAACUUUGCCGAAGGAGAGUACUUCGGCUAUAGGGAGAACUCGCGGUGGGUUGGAGAUAGUGGCGUCAAGGAGAACGUUGAGAUGCUUAACAUCCAAAAGCCCAUCCCCAUGUACGAGAAUGUGCCGAAGCACCAAAUUGUCCGCGAAAACUGGGACGAGAUCUCGGCAUUCCACCGGGAAUUAUGGGACAAGGUGCUUCGAAAGUUAUAUGUGCUUAUUGCCAUUAUUCUCGAACUACCAGAAAACUAUUUCGUGGACGCACAUGCCUACGACGGAGAGUCGGAUGAUCACCUUAGGUACAUGAUCUACAAUGUGAGAACCCAGGACGAAUGGGACAAGGCUCAAGCAUAUACCAAGGGCGGCCACACGGACUUUGGUAGCCUCACCCUACUCUUCUCACAGCACGUCGCAGGUUUGCAGAUCCGGACGCCUGAAGGGCAAUGGAAGUGGGUGAAGCCGGUUGAAGGAGGUAUCACCUGUAAUGCAGCCGACACGCUGUCGUUCCUUACAAACGGUUUCAUCAAAUCAACAGUACACAGGGUCGUCACGCCCCCCAAAGAUCAAAUGCAUAUCCCCCGUCUAGGCUUGCUCUAUUUCAGUCGCCCUGGAGCGAGGACUCCUAUGAGGACCGUCCCGUCACCCCUCCUUGAGCGUCUUGGCCUGCUAUCGGAGGAAGACAAGGACCCAAACAAACCAGUCCCGACAGGAACCGAGUACGUGCGGGCGCGAGUCAAGGAUGUACAUCACAAGACAGUGAUUGAGAAGCGUGAAGGGACCUCUUUCAACUUCAAGGGAGUGAAAGUCCAGAACUACUAUGACUAGCGUCUGGAAGACGGGAGGAUUCUUCCGGGUUGUCCUGAAGACAAAGCCCACAAGCAAUGAUAAACGGGCAUCCAAUAGCCUUGGCCCAGAAUGACCAGCCGUCGGCCGAAUCCGUGGCCUGACCGAUUCUAGAAUGAGAUUCCUUGCCCUGCGAGGCCAUGUCUUGCCGCAGAGGCAAAUGCUCUGGCGAGGGCGUGGUCGCUU